Molecule: messenger RNA, 2332 nt
Organism: Trachymyrmex cornetzi
Lineage: Eukaryota; Metazoa; Arthropoda; Insecta; Hymenoptera; Formicidae
Product: muscle M-line assembly protein unc-89
Exons: 11
Coding region: 1-1875 (624 amino acids)
Biological process (GO): cell-cell adhesion
Cellular component (GO): plasma membrane; cell-cell junction
Molecular function (GO): cell adhesion molecule binding
Source: RefSeq, a predicted model, not a curated record
AUGCAUUUGAAAAAGUACGAGUGGGUGGGCUCGCCUGACAUCGGUGACUGUUCGUUAUGGGUCAGAUCAGCCACGUUAGAAUUCGAUGACGGACUUUGGCAAUGCCAAGUAACUGCCAGUGAUUUCACUACGCAGGACGCGUUAGCAUCCGAACCAGCGAGGCUGGUCGUCAGAGUCAGCCCUCAGCGACCGCAGAUAGAGUACGCCGACCGUCUAAUUCUCCCCGGCAGCAACGUGACAGCCCGAGCAGGUGAGAUCGCUACGCUCACUUGCAGAGCGCGGUAUGGGAAUCCUUCGCCUCUAAUUAAAUGGUACGUGGGCGAGACUGAGAUGAGGACGUUGCGGCCCCAGGUAAACUCAACCGAGAUAGAUAAUCCGCGCACUUGGGCAACCUACAGUGUUUGCGAGAUUCUGGCCGAGCGAUCACGUUACGGGCAGCCGAUCAGAUGCGUCGCUAUUCAUCCGGCGUAUGCCAAUCCCACCAUGUCGUCCAGCACCGAAGUGAGAUUCGACGUGCGCUACGCGCCGGAGACGAGAUUAGUCGGCGUCCCAACUGGCCAGCUCGAGGAGGGCCGCGAUCAGUUGGAAAUCCGAUGUCUCGCUGACGCUAAUCCGCCAGCUUCGAUCCUCUGGAGGAAAACCAAGAGUCCUGGGGUGACAGAAGUGGCUAGUAUCGGAGAAACCCUCAUGUUCUCCCCAAUUUACAGAAAUCACGCCGCCGUUUACCUCUGUGAGGCGUCAAACAUCGAAGGCGAGAGCAGUCCGGUCUCAGUACAGGUGUCCGUAAACUAUCCACCGACGAUCAGCGCAGUCGGACCGGAUCGAUUAACAACUGCGUUGUUAUAUUCUGGUGCAUCCUUCGAAUGUCAUGCUGACGCGAUGCCGCCAGCCGAGUACAGAUGGGCACAGAUAUUCACGGACGGCCGCAUGCCGUUGGAAUGCGGAACGGGGCAGCGAUUGAUCCUGACGAACGUGACGUAUGAGCAACAGGGUCAAUACAUAUGUCUCGCCUCCAACAAGAUCAAUGGCAACGUCAGGGAAGUUAAAAGCGACCCUGUGUCCCUGCAAGUGGUCGGCGCUCCACGGGUGGUGAAGCCGACCAUCACAGAGAAGUUUGUCGUCGUAACGACGGAGGGUAACCCAGCCAGAUUAGAGAUCAGACUGUGCUCCGACCCGAAGCCGCGGCUCGUAGCCUGGGAAUGGGGCAGCACCAGACUGCACGCCGGUGAGGUUCUGGAACCGCGCUAUCGCGCGCUUGAUCUGGAGCCGUUGGCUUCAGAAGAUUGUUAUAUAGCGAUCUUAGAGUUGACAAGUACAGUGAAAGAGGAUCAAAGGCUGUAUCAUGUUAUCGUGGAGAACGAUCGUGGCAGUGACAGACGAGCACUCAUGUUGAAAGUCGAUGAGCCCGGCCAGAUCCCGCUUGUUAUCGGCGCGGUGGCCGGAUUCACGGUGCUCUCGGUACUGAUAAUGGGAUUCGUUUGUUUCCUACGUUCGGAUAGAUGCUGCGUAGCCAGAAACACAGUACCGGCAUUGCAGCAAGUGCAUUGCACAAAGGCUUCCAACGCUAUGAUAGAGGAUCCACGCUUGGCAGUGGAUACGAUGGAUCGUACGAGUCAGCAAUUUGUCCCGGAGAAACGAGCCAAUCAUGUUCUGAAGCCCGUCCCGUCGCAGCAAUACCAGCAAGAGUGUUAUCAGCACGACCCGCAACACCAACAGCAACAUUAUCAGAGGCAUCAUCAUCAUGGGCAGCCUCACGGACAAUAUACGUUGCAGGGGGAGCAGCUGUUUCUCAAACCCGAUCGUUUAGCGACAUUGAAGCCCCAUUACAAGAGCGAGAAGCCACCGCAAUACACGACGUUCAAGCCGAACAACUGAAGAUUUUCCUAUGUUUAUUUUAUAUUGAUAUACACGAGAAAAAUAUAUGUACGAGGUAGAGAGUAAAAGCGGACUAAGGGAACGACGCAAAGUGGCACGAAAUCAAACGCAAAACUGUAGCUCUACUUCUAUCAGUCUCAUUUAUUACGAAUAUGAGAUAUAUUUAGGAGAACUGCGUAUACAUAUAUACAACAUGUAAUAAUUGCGAAUUUAUUCAAUGCGAAUCCGUCGUGGCGUUCAAUUGAAAAACGUAACGAGUCUCUCGCUAAAAUAUACUGCCGAUAAUUUUCGGAAAGAUGAUCUCCAGAACCAAUCAAAACGACAACACUAUGCAUAUUUAUAACGCUUACGAUAACAUUGUUAAUAAAACGAUAGUUUUCAUCAGCCACUAUUUUUAUUGACACCUUUAGAAUAAGUAAUACGAAUAGUAAGUUACGAAACGUUAAUACUCUUAUGA